This is a messenger RNA of Monoraphidium neglectum, 264 nucleotides long. Its product is annotated as DNA polymerase epsilon subunit 1. Gene Ontology annotation, molecular function: DNA-directed DNA polymerase activity; single-stranded DNA 3'-5' DNA exonuclease activity; DNA binding. Gene Ontology annotation, biological process: nucleotide-excision repair, DNA gap filling; DNA replication; base-excision repair, gap-filling. The transcript is spliced from 2 exons. The record is from RefSeq and is a predicted model, not a curated record. Bases 1 to 264 code for a protein of 87 amino acids. Gene Ontology annotation, cellular component: epsilon DNA polymerase complex. NCBI's taxonomy places the organism in Eukaryota, Viridiplantae, Chlorophyta, Chlorophyceae, Sphaeropleales, Selenastraceae.
AUGGCGGCGGUGGAGGCGCGGCUGGCGCGGCUGCUGGGGGCGCGCGUGAAGGAGUAUGGGCUGCAGGACCUGCAGUGCCACAAGUGCAAGCAGAUCGCGACGGACCACCUCGGCGGCGGCUGCAAGCAGUGCGGCGGCUACCUGACCAACACCAUCCGCCCCGACGCCGCGCGCAAGCGGCUGGCGGUCUUCCGCAACCUGGCGGCCUACCACGGCUUCGAGCUGCUGCAGCAGAUGGCCGACUUUGCGCUCGGCCGCACCUGA